This is a messenger RNA of Microdochium trichocladiopsis, 2375 nucleotides long. RefSeq lists its product as uncharacterized. Lineage: Eukaryota; Fungi; Ascomycota; Sordariomycetes; Xylariales; Microdochiaceae. The record is from RefSeq and is a predicted model, not a curated record. The coding region runs from base 311 to 2086 and encodes 591 amino acids. The transcript is spliced from 4 exons. Gene Ontology annotation, molecular function: DNA binding; RNA polymerase II C-terminal domain phosphoserine binding. Gene Ontology annotation, cellular component: Cdc73/Paf1 complex.
CGCAAGUGCUUUCCACAUUCACCCUUGGGCACGACUCUUCAACAUUACCCAUUGCACCGUCCGCAUGCGCCGAAUGACGUGCUGCUGCCUCGCAUCAACACAUUGAACUUUGAGCUUCCGCGAUCGGCCAGAAGUCCUCCUCACAAAGCCAGCAGCCCUCCUUCCUCGCUCUGCACCUCGCUCCUGGCCACAGGUAGCUUCCCGACGACUGGUCGCUACAAGGCCCUGACCAUUAUCACCAGCGAAGCAGUCGUCAUCGCGCACGCGCCUUCCGUCCUUGGGGAUCGUCUCGAAAACUUGCAAAGGAAAAAUGGCGGACGUGGACGACGAGUUCCUUGCCCUCGUCGGUGGCGACGAGUCUGACGAUGAAGUCUCCGCGCACAGUCGCGCGGCCUCGGAGCCGCCAGGCAGUGAUGGCGAGGCCGAGACAUUGCAAAAGUCAAAGAGGAGGAAACAGAACGACUCUGACGAGGAAGAAGGCGAAGCCUCCGACGUAGCCUCCGUCGCGUCUCAAGAGUCCGCCCCCAUGGACGAAUCCGACUCCGACAAUGAAGGUCCCUCGACAAGUCAGCUCAAUGGCAAAAUGAGCGCCAACGACGAUGACAGUACUGCCUACCCCGUCGACGGCAUAUACGUCAGCGUAGCCGAGAAACACAAGAUCCUCGCCAUGCCAGAGCUCGAGAGAGAGCAGCUUCUCGCCAAACGUCAAGAAGACGUCGAUCGACAAAGGCAGAACACCCUUCUGCGUGCACUUCUGAAGAACAGAGAGGACGACAGCCAGUCUGCCAAGAAGCGCAAAGCCGGCAGCGAGGAGCCGGAAGAGUCUGCGCGCAAGACGUCCAGACAGCGCACCAAGGUCGGAGGCUCAAAGGUCGGCGAGACCAGCUCUGGCAUCGAGUCUUUGCGACGUGCCCGUGCUGAGAAGAACGACCGUAUCCGGCGGAGAGAGGAGGACCGUGAAAGGAACAAGGACCGCUCGAUCUCGUUCGCACGGGGAGAUUCGGAAGAUCGUGACGAUGAUAGCGAUGUCGACUGGUCUGGUGGUAAUAGGCGCCGAGACUCCGCUUCCAGAACGCCCGAGGUGAAGGAGAUUCCUGUUGCCGAGCUCAGGGAUAUCGAGCGCGUUAGGCUGGGACGGCACCGCUUCGCCGAAGUCUGUUUCUUUCCGGGGUUCGACGCUGCAAUCACUGGAUGCUUUGUCCGGAUAUCCAUCGGUCCAGACCGUGAUGGAGUGCCAGUUUAUCGCAUGGCUGUCAUUAAGGGGUUUACCCAAGGAAAGCCAUACGCAAUGGAGAAGUCAAACGGUCAGACUUUUGUCACCGACCAAUAUCUCAGAGCAGCACACGGAAAGGCUGAGCGGGAAUGGCCUUUCAUCAUGUGCUCAGAAUCGCCAUUCACAGAGGCCGAGUUUAACCGCUACAAGGCUGUCUGCCAAGAUGAAGGAGUCUUCUUCCCAAAGAAGCCAACACUUAUGUCGAAAGCCGAUGACAUCAACAAGCUCAUCAACCGGACUUGGACGGAUGCUGAGAUUAACGAGAAAAUCGAACGCCAGAAGGCGCUGCGCGACAAGUACGCGCCGGACGAGCGGAACCGUGUAACCAAGGCUCUUGAGGAAGCCCGGAAACGCGGCGACCAUGCCAAGGUGUCUGAGCUUGAAGCCAAGCUGGACACAAUAGAAGUCCCACGGCUUGCUCACAGCACAAGCCUGACGCCAGCCAAGCCAUCCUCAAGCUCGACUUUGUCACAACAGGACCGUCUCGCCCAGCUCAACAUUGAGAACCGCAGAAAGAACGCCGAGAAGGUUCGCAAAGCGCAAGUCGCCGAACGCGCUCGUGACGUGGAAGCGCGCAUGUCACGCGCUGAAGCUCUUGCGACGCAGGCAAGCCAGACUACCAGCGGGACUUCGACUCCUGCUAACGGCACGUCGACGACGAGCGGCGGCGGACUGCCUCACUUGGCGAAGUUGAAGCUGCAGAAUCACGAGUCUGAAAAGGACAAGAAGGGUAUCCCGCAGAUCCACAAGCCUCUGGUGGACGAUGAUAUUAUCGCGGCCAUUGAUCUCGAUAUUGAUGUUGAGAUUGACUGAACGAUGGUAAGGCUGCUGGGGUCGAGGCGGAUGGUGUCUCCCUUCACUGGCCUCUAGGGGCGAGUUGGGUUACCAAAUUCGUUAUGGUAAUAUACAUACUAUGUAACACUUCAAAAGCGGGCGGCAGAGGGGCGCAAUAGAUCGACCAGCUUGCAUUUUCGAAUAUUAGCAACUCUUAAGGAAAAAGCAUUGCCCGGGCGGGCGCCAGGUUACAACAAACGAAUAUAGUCCUUUUUGGAACAAGUUUACUCUGUGUCUACCCCUGCGUAUACAUAAAACUAUUUAUAUA